AAUACUUAACGUAAUGUAACAAGGAUAGGAAGGGCUACCAUAUUCCGGCCCAAUUUGAUCCUCUUUCCAAUUUUAGGAUUUGUGAGAGAUGAAUUCUCCGACGGCAGUAUUCAUGAAAAAAUUGGUGGAGAAGGAAGGAGAUGAUGAGAAUUUUCAGGCUCAAAAGAAACUUAAGAUCGGAGAUGAUGAAAUCUCCGACGUAAAAGAGUGUCUGGUGCAAGAGAAAGAUAAAUUCGAUGAGGAUAUGAAUGGCACAGGUUCCGAUCCUGAAAUCACGGAUUUCCCUGAGUCCGAUGAGGAUCUUUCCCCGAUAGUAAGUGUUUGUUGUACCUAUGAUUCAGAGGAGGAUUAUUGCCCAGAUUAUCCAAACGGGAAGAUGGAUAAGCCUCUUUGGGACAAGUACUACAAACAGAUCAAGGAGAGCGAGGGAUUUGAUAUCCAAGAUUUUCCUGGACGGUGUUGGAUGACGACCGUCUUUCCCCUACCAUACUAUUUGGAUGAUCCCGAGAAUUAUAACAAAUUGAAGGACUAUGCUUCAAAGGCACUUAAGCUAUACAAUGAUGAUAAUGGCACGUGCUACGAGGUCGAUAAAAUGUUGAAGGUGAAUGGAGGUGGUUGUAGUGAUUUUAUCUAUUAUCUUACCUUUACCGUCAAAAAUGGUGUGGAGGACAUUUUUCAAGCAAAGGUGGUGGAAGAGAUGGAUUUUUCAUUAGAAUUUCCUAUCGUUAGGCCAAAACCUAAGGCUUCAGACUUGUAUUUUAGUUAUUGACAGUUUGUCUAACAUAUUUCAAAUGCUUUGUUUCUAUUUAGUCUUUUUUAUUAGUUAGAUAUCUUUUGUUGUAUCAA
Molecule: messenger RNA, 846 nt
Organism: Solanum stenotomum
Lineage: Eukaryota; Viridiplantae; Streptophyta; Magnoliopsida; Solanales; Solanaceae
Exons: 3
Coding region: 89-769 (226 amino acids)
Source: RefSeq, a predicted model, not a curated record